AUGAAAGUUGAAUCAAAAGAACCAAAAAUUUAUUCCCCAUAUAGUGGUGAUGGUUUAACGUACUCAGAAAUAUUUAAAAAGUCGAUAAUUAUAAAAGUCGUUCCUCGAGCACUUACCAUUACAGCUUUUUCGGUGUUGAUUGUCGGACUUUGGAAGUAUUGGGAAGGAAGACGUUUAUGGUCAACUAUGACAACAUCGAUUAGGAAUCUUGCACGAUAUAUUCUUGUAAGCGUUGCACCUAAGGGGCAAAUAGACCCCGAAAAAAAAGUCGCCUUUGAUCUCUUGGAAGGAUUUGCAUUUGCCACUAAAGAUUACCUUCGAGAGAAAUGUUAUAAAUAUUAUGAAGAAGAUUCAACGAUCAAUACGAUCUGUUUAAAUCUUGAAAGAGAAUCAUUAAGUAAAAAUAAAAAUGAGGGUAAUAAAGCUAAUUACAUAAAAAUGUUUAAUUUGAAAGGAAAAAAGGAUUUAAAAGGAAGAAAUUUGAUCACACCCAAACAGAUAAUUGAUCAUAAUUUGCCACUUGAUAUUGCCUUGUACUUGAAUUACUACAUCACGAGCAAAAGCAAUGCAGAUACUAUGUCGGUCACUCAAAUGUACAAUAACUUAAACACACUUACAGAUUGUUUAACAAGCCUAGAGAGAGUUCUUAGAUCACCAAUUCCUUAUGCCUACGCCAUUCAUCUUUUGCAUACCACGUGGAUAUUUUGUUUGUCACUUCCAUUUCAAUUAGUUGGAGACCUUGAAUGGGUUACGGUACCUAUAGUAUUUUUUGCCUCAUUCAUCUUACUAGGAGUCGAGGAGAUCGCAGAUGAGAUCGAAAAUCCAUUUGGUACAGAUCAUAAUGAUCUAGCAAUAGAUAGUUUCUGUGACCUUAUUAAAAUGGAAUUAGAUUUUAUUAAAAAACAUGGUGAUACAACAUUGGUUAAGAAAGAUAUGGACAACUGGUGGAAAGAGGCAGCAGAAAAAACGAAAAACAAUUCAGAACAAAAUCCAGAAAAAAAAUCAGAACAAAAUCCAGAAAAAAUCUUAGAAAAAAAUCCAGCAAAAAAAAAUGAAACAAAUCAAGAGGUUGAUGAAAUAAAGAUAGAUGGCAAAAAAUCAAAUGAUGAAAAAGAUGUUAAUCAAUACGGAGACGAUUCCGCAGUGUGA
Messenger RNA from Cetraspora pellucida, 1149 nucleotides. The record is from the annotation of a GenBank genome assembly. Lineage: Eukaryota; Fungi; Glomeromycota; Glomeromycetes; Diversisporales; Gigasporaceae.